Spodoptera litura is the source of this 1367-nucleotide messenger RNA. Its product is annotated as cell adhesion molecule DSCAML1-like. The record is from RefSeq and is a predicted model, not a curated record. Gene Ontology annotation, molecular function: protein binding. NCBI's taxonomy places the organism in Eukaryota, Metazoa, Arthropoda, Insecta, Lepidoptera, Noctuidae.
AUGCAGUCAGUCGACUGCAUUCUUAAAUACUACAUAGACCAAUCUCUAAGUGGCAACUAUACCUGCCUAGCAAAGAAUCUCUACGGCUCUGACUCAGUAGAAUACACAGUGAUUGUUCUACCUUUACCUGAAGCUCCUAUACUCCGAGCGACUCCGUACAAAGACUCGAUACUGGUGGAAUGGGAGCAGCCAUACUAUUCUGUCAGUAAUAGGAGUUCUAGUCAGAAGAUUAGUUACAGUUUGACAUGGAAGGAAGCCAACAGUCCAUGGAGAGAGGCGUGGCCAGCGAACAAACUGCCCAACUUAUCGGGAGUCCAGAAACAUGCUCUGACUGGCCUCAAGUGCGGCACUAAAUAUUCCUUGCGAAUUACUGCCACCAAUAAGGUUGGAACUUCACAACCUGCUUAUUUGGAUGUCAGUACUUUGGGUGGAGUUCCAAUACCACCAUCAACAAACGACUGGUUAUGGAGUAACUCCUCACAUAUAUACGUGCAACUAGCUGGCUGGGACCAUGGAGGCUGUGCGCUGAGGGUCUUAGAUGUGGAGUACAAACAGCUUGGAGGCAGAACCUGGACUAGAGCUCAUAAUAAUAUGCCCUACUCAGACCUCUCUUCAUGGAGUCUCCAAUCUUUAUAUCAAACGAAGAUCCCAACAUUUGCGAUCUCAGACCUUACCCCUGGCACAUGGUACCAGCUGAGAGUGACUGCAACCAAUGAGGCUGGAAGCGUCACCACUACUUAUAGUUAUGCUACGAAGAAUGAAGAUGGAAGUGAUGUCGGUCCUCCAUCGGAACUCUUCGACUUAAAUAUGCUGGUCAUCAUUUGCAGUUCCAUUCUCCUCACAAUCUGCCUUCUUAGUUGUAUCUACAUACUUGUGAAGAGACAAAGGACUGGCAACUUAACAGAAUACCGAGACUCUAUAACCGUAGACAAUAAAUCAGAGAGCGGGAACUUAACGGCAAAUACGUCACACACCAAUUUGGCGAAUGUGAAGGAAAACGCAAUCAACGCACAGAAUAGGAUAUACAGCGCUCCUAUACAUCUGAGGAAUAAUAGCAAGCAUGAACUAUACGAGAUAAGUCCGUACGCGCAGUUCGCAGUGGGCUUCAGAACCUUCGGCCAUGUCGAAAACCAGGACAUGCCGAGUCGACAUACGAAACAUAGAUAUGAUACAGAAACGAGUUUCCAAGUAUGUUCAGAGUCUGAGGACAGCGAUAGCAUAUCAAAGUCCACAUUAAAAAGUGUUCCUAGAAAAGCCUGCAGAACACCACAUCAUAGGUAACUAGACAACGAAGAAGUUUAAAAAAAAAAUAGACUCAAAGGACCACCAAAUUAAUCAACACACCAGCACAUGAAGUUACCACCAAA